GUUUUAAGAGAUCGCUAGGAAUAAAACCUCCUUGUGAGGAAGUGAUCCUACUAGGGUUCUGCCACUUUCAGACUUUGGAUUGAUCGGAUCUUGGAGCCGUUGUCGUCAUACUUAGACUACACCCCUGUUGGCUUGUUCCUUGGGAACCAAUCAUUUCUCCUGAAUUCUCCCGUUCCUGGCUUAAAGUGGCAAUGAGCAGCUCUAUUCUACCGUCUUCUAUCAGACGAGCUGCCGAGCUGCCAAGUUUUUCCAACUUCGACUUGCCGCAUCCAGCGCAUUUUACUGGUAACCACCCUUACGGCAGAACACUACUGGCUGAUGCAAUCAUGGCAUCCGAUUGCCAUGUCCAUGAUGUACUUAGUGAGCUAAUGCCCAUGUCACCCCGUUACAUUCUGACAUUCACAAACCUCAACGUUACCAGGGCCUAUUAUACCCAAGGCCGAUACUGUUGUAUCUGCAAGUAUUAUGAUAAUUCUGCCCGUUAUUGGUCCCGGAAAUUCAUCCUUUGCGGUUUUGCUGUCCCCUAUAAACCUCAGACGGUCGCAGUGACCUCAUAUCCAUAUAUGAAGAUGCCACCCCGCCUUUCUGUAGUCAUCGCUGUGCAUAGAGUGGCGAUACCCUUCUAUGCGGUGAAUUUGAGAAGAGAUAACCCACGCGAUAGCCGGAUGCCCUUUCACCAUGACAUUUACCAAAGUCUUCAGUAGAAACUCUGACAUCGGAAGUCGACGAAACGAGACCCCGCGUCCAAGAUUUAAUUCGCUGGUUACCUCAGAUCGCCUGAGAGAAGGCUCACGGCCCCCGAGAUUUUCGAUGGGUAGUAAUAUUAGGAAAGGAAGACGAUCGAUAUUUAAAGAAGUAGGGUUGACCGAGGAGGAGGAAGAAACCCAACGAAAUAUAAUCCCUAAGCCGCACGAAGAGAGUGACGCCGGUGAAAGAAUUGAGCUAUCUUCGGAGAUAACGUCGCCGGUGGAAACAAGACCCUCGGAGGGACAGGAACCGGCAAAGGGAAAGUCGAAGUGGUUGUCUAAAUUAGCACUGUCGAGGCGCCCGAGGAUGAAAACUACUAGUAGUGCGCCACCUCCUAACAUUGCUGGGCUUCAUAGGCUCUCCAUGAUCGCUCUGCUCAUCGCAAUUGUUCUUCCUACCAUUAGUUAUAAUAACGGUCGUAAAAAGGUUGAGAUCAGCGGCGCAGACGCGGGCGUAAUUAGGCCAACUCCGACCGUGCUUCUCAAAGGCAGAGAGGACAGCCCUACCGAUGUUUGUACGAGAUGGGCUGGCCAAAGCGCUUUAAUCAACGGGACCGUGUACUUCUACGGUGGUCGUUCGAAGACUAACGGAGACCAGCAAGCGAAUACAUGGAACAACGACUUUAUAACCCUCGAUCUUACCAAGUCGUGGGAUAUCAGCUCACCGGCUCUGUCGAGGCUCCCUAGACCAUCGGGUCCGCCCGCGGUAUCCCUUGGCUAUCUCUGGAACGACUUAGACCGCGUAUACCUCUACGGCGGCGAGUUCUCUGAUAAUCCAAUCGCGAAACCCGCGCCGGUCUCUACGUGGAUGUACGAUGUGGCUUCCUCGACAUGGACGGAGUUUCAAGACCCUAAGACAUCAGCUGGGAACUUUUCAGAUCCCGAAGGCACUCCAGUGCAACGGGCGGCAGAAGGCGCUGGAAUAUCCGUGCCCGAGUUAGGUGUUAGUUGGUAUUUCGGCGGACAUCUAGACUGGGCUACUACGCCAGGAUGGACGAACCAGAUUGACCGUGUUUAUUUGAAAAGCCUACUCGAGUUUACGCACCCGGGAUAUGCAAACUCUGGGGUUGACUCGCUCUAUUCUUCCGGUGCCCCAGCAGGUGGUGCCUAUAGAAAUAUCACAUGGGGCGGCAUUCAAAACCAGGAGGGCUUCACCGAACGAGCUGACGGCGUUCUUGUUUACGUUCCUGGCUGGGGUCCAAACGGGAUUCUGCUAGGUCUAGGUGGAGGAGUUGUCGGAGAACACGAAACCACCGAUGCAUUCGCCUCCAUGAGCACUAUUGAUGUUUACGACAUCAAAACUAGCACCUGGUAUCACCAAAAGACGUCUGGUGAAGCACCUCAGGUACGAGUCAAUCCAUGCGCGGUUAUCUUCUCGGCCCCUGAUGCGAGCUCGUUUAAUAUCUACAUGUACGGCGGACAGAACCUGCUCCCGUAUGGAAACCAAACCCAGUACACAGACAUAUGGAUUUUGACUGUGCCGUCGUUUACUUGGAUUAAAGUCGAUGCUUCAACAAGCAAGGAGCCACCGGCCCGAGCUGGCCACCAAUGCGCUGCUCGAGACGGCCAGAUGGUUGUGAUUGGGGGUUAUGUUGGCACCAAUAUUGCUUGUGACAAACCUGGGAUCUACAAUUUCGACGCCUCAAAUUUAAACUGGAAAGAUUCCUUUGACGCAGCAGACCACCCGGCAGACGAUCACCCGGAGAACAGUAUCCUCGCCGGCAGUUACGGCUACAAGGUGCCUGAUAUAGUCCAAUAUGUCGUGGGCGGCUCGUCCGACGGCGGCGCAACAGCAACCCAACCAGCAUCUGGCCCUGCUACAGACGGGCCUUUCAAGACGGGUACGCCACCAGUAUUCACCAUCACGGCACCCGGUAGUACCGCGACCGUGUCAAAUGGUGGCUCCGGACCCGGUGGCCCAUCUCCAUCCCCCUCCGGCACGAACGGGGCCCUGAUUGCCGCAGGCGUAAUAGCAGGAUUUGCAGGUCUGGCGGCAGUAUACCUCGGCUUCUGCACGUGGCUAUACCGUCGCCAGGUGACCGCCUACAGGAAGCACAUGGCCGCCGCAAACCGGUACUCGGGCUCCGUGGAGGGCCCCGCCGGCUUCGAGGCGGCGUUCGCGGGCAUGCGCGACAAGCUGCGCAGGGGCGGUCACCGGCGCGAUUCCCCCGGCGGCUCCAGCGAGCAUUUCGGCUGGGUGGGGCGUCAGAGCGAGCCGAAGUGGGCAGCGGGUGACGAUCCGAGUUCUGGCACGUCCGGAUCGGGCUCGGGCUCGGGCUGGCCGCGGCCUAGCGAUGACAGCCCCUGGGCGUAUGAUAACUACCUCAGCGGGGUGGCGGCGGGGGUUGGGCGCUCGAAGAGCGGCGCGAGUCGUAGCACGGCUGGGUCGGCGGACGCGCUGCUGGAUGGACGGCAACCGAAUUUCAUUAGCGUUGUGUUGGCGCCUAGACGUGCGUUACGCGUUGUGAAUGGGAUAGAAGAUCAGCAGUAAUAUCUUCUUGCUUGGUCCCCUCCCCCCCUUUUUUUUCACCCAUCUUGAAUUGUACAUUGGUAAAACAUGAUAUCUUGGCAAAAAGGCACCCGGGUGAAGGGUCUCUGGAUGAAUUGAAUGAACGAUAUAUGAGGAAUGAUCUGCGAGAGUCAACAAUUGUUUUGGUUUCGCUUUCGUUUUGUUGAAUGAUUGUACGAUACCCAGACUUCGACGAAGUUUAGAAAUAUGGUAACAGGUACCCAACCUAAUGUAGGAA
Messenger RNA from Daldinia caldariorum, 3493 nucleotides. RefSeq lists its product as uncharacterized. Gene Ontology annotation, molecular function: protein binding. NCBI's taxonomy places the organism in Eukaryota, Fungi, Ascomycota, Sordariomycetes, Xylariales, Hypoxylaceae. The transcript is spliced from 4 exons. The record is from RefSeq and is a predicted model, not a curated record. The coding region runs from base 679 to 3237 and encodes 852 amino acids.